GGGACGUCCCAGGUGAUGUGUGUCAAUAACCCUCUCAGUGGGUUUCUCAUGAUUGCUGGAUUCCUGGUCCAGAAUCCCUGGUGGGCGCUCACGGGCUGUUUAGGAACAUCUGUCUCAACUUUAGCAGCACUUCUUCUGAGUCAGGACAGAUCAGCCGUAGAAACAGGACUCCAUGGCUAUAAUGGGACCUUAUUGGGAUUACUCAUAGCUGUGUUUUCUAACAAAGGAGACUAUUAUUGGUGGCUUCUGCUGCCUGUAGUUGUUACAUCCAUGGCAUGCCCCGUUCUUUCCAGUGCUUUAGACUCAGUCUUUAGUAAAUGGGACCUUCCUGUUCUCACCUUGCCUUCCAAUAUUGCUGUGUCUCUUUACUUGGCUGCCACUGGACACUACAACCUCUUCUUCCCUACGACACUCAUUCAGCCUGUAACAUCAGUGCCCAACAUCACUUGGUCUGAAAUCGAAGUGCCACUGUUGCUAAAAUCCAUUCCGGUGGGAAUCAGUCAGCUGUUUAGUUGUGACAAUCCCUGGACUGGUGGCAUUUUUCUGCUUGCUGUGUUUGUAGCAUCACCACUCAUCUGUUUAUAUGCUGCAGUUGGAUCAGCAGUGGGCAUGCUGGCAGGCUUAACUGCUGCAGCACUCUUUGCUGAGAUCUACUCUGGCUUUUGGGGCUACAACAGCGUCCUCUCCUGCAUUGCAAUAGGAGGCAUUUUCUAUGCUCCUACAAGGCAGACCCAUUUGCUAGCAGUGGCCUGCGCCUUCUUUUGUGCCUAUCUGGGAGCAGCACUUGCUAAUUCCCUCUCUGUGUUUGGAAUACCAGCGUGCACCUGGCCUUUCUGCUUCUCCACAUUUCUCUUCCUGCUACUAACUACAGACAACUCUGCCAUCUACAAGCUGCCACUCUGCGAAGUCACUUACCCAGAAGCCAACCGUGUCUAUUACCUGGCAGUGGAAAGAAACAGGAAGGCAACAGUGAUGACAAAACAGCAUUCUAACAUGGCUUCCUAAUGCAGUUUCAUAGCUCUACUCCCAAUAUGUGAACUAAAUCCUCCUUGGGACAUUUGUAAACAAAACAAUACUGCAUUUUGUUUACUGAAG
Gopherus flavomarginatus (Mexican gopher tortoise) is the source of this 1095-nucleotide messenger RNA. Its product is annotated as urea transporter 2-like. The transcript has 7 exons. Gene Ontology annotation, molecular function: urea transmembrane transporter activity. Gene Ontology annotation, cellular component: membrane. Lineage: Eukaryota; Metazoa; Chordata; Testudines; Testudinidae. Bases 16 to 1005 code for a protein of 329 amino acids. The record is from RefSeq and is a predicted model, not a curated record. Gene Ontology annotation, biological process: urea transmembrane transport.